GCUGUCUCCGAGUGAUCGCGCGCUUCAUGCUGCUGCCGCCGCCGCUCAACAGAUCAGACGCACGGUCGCGAAUGACCGUAAAGCACGCCAAGCCGCUGCUGUAUCUGUGGACAUUUGCUUCCUCAGAGCCCGUUUGACUCUGGAGUAUCCAAGCGGGAUUGUUAGUCUGUGUAAGAGAGACACAGAGAGAGCAGUGAAGGAGACGGAGAAGGAGGAGGAGGAGGAGGAGGAGGAGGAGGCCACUCCUUUGAUAAACUGUGCAAACGCAAAACAAGCUCGCUCAUACAGCUGCUGCUGGCUUCUGUUUACAUUCAGCAGAUGUGUUUGGACUCAUAAUUCGCUCGAGCGCUGUGUUUGGAUCCUCUGCGUUCACGAUUAUUCCCGUGUCGGAUCUUCAAAGAGGAAACAAUGUAACCUGGUAACACGAAUGCAGACUUCCUUGGUUACGUGGAUCUCAGUGCCAUGGCAGUAACGCAGUGGGCCCUUCAGACAGCCAGACCUCAUAAACACCUGUCAAGAACGAACGCUGGGAUCCGGCUUUUGUUCUAAAAGCUGAACCAAACGGAAGCAAGGGAAUCCAGUCUUGCUAGAGUUGAGAAGAUCCUACAGCAGCAGUGAGCCGGGCCGGAGUGAGGUGAAAGCACAGGCACAUCGCAGCCAUGCUGGAGGAGGACAUGGAAGUGGCCAUCAAGGUGGUGGUGGUGGGGAACGGAGCGGUCGGGAAGUCCAGUAUGAUCCAGCGAUACUGCAAGGGCAUCUUCACGAAGGACUACAAAAAGACCAUCGGGGUUGACUUUCUGGAAAGACAGAUCAUAGUUAACGGUGAGGACGUCAGGCUGAUGUUGUGGGACACAGCAGGACAGGAGGAGUUUGAUGCCAUCACCAAGGCCUAUUAUAGAGGAGCUCAGGCCUGUGUGCUGGUCUUCUCCACCACCGACAGAGAAUCCUUUGAGGCCAUCAGCAGCUGGAGGGAGAAAGUGGAGAUGGAGGUCGGAGACAUUCCCACCGUCCUGGUGCAGAACAAAAUCGAUCUGCUGGACGACACGGUUAUCAAAAAUGAGGAGGCUGAAGGUCUCGCUAAGAGGCUGAAGUUGAGAUUCUAUCGGACGUCAGUAAAAGAAGAUCUGAACGUCAAUGAGUGCGUUUUCAACACUACACCCCACCAGACCGCCGGCGAUCUGAACGGCCGUGAGGUCAUAAACCUGCGCCCAAACAAGCAGAGGACCAAGAAAACUAAAAACCCCUUCGGUAGCUGCAGACUGCUGUAG
Molecule: messenger RNA, 1268 nt
Organism: Sinocyclocheilus rhinocerous
Lineage: Eukaryota; Metazoa; Chordata; Actinopteri; Cypriniformes; Cyprinidae
Product: ras-related protein Rab-23-like
Exons: 7
Coding region: 660-1268 (202 amino acids)
Molecular function (GO): GTP binding; GTPase activity
Source: RefSeq, a predicted model, not a curated record